This is a messenger RNA of Linum trigynum, 4382 nucleotides long. The record is from the annotation of a GenBank genome assembly. Lineage: Eukaryota; Viridiplantae; Streptophyta; Magnoliopsida; Malpighiales; Linaceae.
UUGUGUAGCAUGAUAGAACCAAAUCAGAGCAGGUCAGUAGAGUAAGAAAAGUAAAAUAAUAAUAAUGCAUAAAAAAAAAUAUAAGCAUUUGGGGUUGGAAGAGGGUAAUUACUAAUUAGAAGGUGUAGCAGGAUUUUUUUUGGGGUAAAAACAGGGAGUGUUCGCAUGCAAGGUGAAGCAAAGAGGAACCACUUUUGUUUCGCGUGUUGGGUUCUUUGUGGCGCUAACAUUGUAUCGGAGACCAUUAACUUCGAUCACUGCCCAGAUGCAUUGGGGUUGGAAGAGUACGACAACAUUAAUACAGAAAAUACUAUGAAGUAUUUGAAGUUACCCAAGGACAUAUAAUAAAGAGCAUGAUCGAAGAAUAAACAUGAGUUCAUAUAGCGGAAAAGAUUGAAUUUAAUCUAGCAAGAUCGGUGGUGGCAGAUUGUGGCUGGUCGAGGAAGCAAAAAGCAUGGCGGAAUCUGCAUUGGGGACCCCGGAAUUGGGACUGAACGUACGGCGGUUCCGACCGCUGUCUGAUCGGAGAAGAAAACCGGUACUGGAAGAGCCCAAGAUCAAUGGCGUUCUUCGGAUGGUGUCGGUUUUUACUGCUUACAGAACCCGAAUCUUAGGCAAACUACUGCAGUAGGCAAGGGCCAAUGCGGCGGUUGUAAGGAGGGUUUUAUGUCGGGCAGAAGGCAAAUACCUCUCCUGAAAUCAAUUCGGAGCCCUUGGGAGCAUAACUUACCUUGUAGAAUCUCUUCUGGAAUUGAUUCUGUCGAUCGAUUCAUGGUUCAACGCUCCGACAUUGGUAGCGAUGAAACCGCUCUAGAUUUGGCGAGAAGGAAACUGUAGUGGUGGACAGUUAUAAUUUGGGUGACUGAGGGAGGAGGAAAAAAAGAUGUAGCGUCGAGGCCAGGAGGGUGAAAAAGGAGGAAUUUUUCCGUGCAGAGAAAGAAGAGUCUUGUUUUAAAGAGCUGACGUGGAUGGCUAUACGUUGAAAAUGGCUGACGUGGAUAGGGUGCAAUUCUGAAAGAGCUUUAAUAUAUUUUAAGAUGUUGUGGCUCGUGAAUGUACAAAUAUUGAAGUUCGAACAUCAAGUUGCUAGUCAAUACUUCGGCUCAUUUGCAAUACGAACUAUGACCUUAAAAAUGAAUAAAAUCGUUUACUAAUGAGCUCUAGUUUUUUGUUUAAGAUUUUAUCCAAAUAAAUAAAAAUAGAUUAAGCGAUUUUGUUGUCGAACCAUAAAAAAAAAAAGAUUACAAAAAAAAAACAUAAAAAAAAAGUCAGCAUUCGACUAUUCCUUGUCUGUUAAUUUCAAUAAAUUUGAUGAGAUAGUAAUAUUAUUAUUAGGCAACUGUUUAUUCUUGCUUUCAAAUUUCAAUGGACCUCACAUGGUCUGUUCUUCUGUUCAAGUUGUUCGCAAAUCACAAUCUCACACGCACGUGUAGCCAUGGUAGCCGAGAGGUGCCAACAAAUGUCAAAAGCGACAAAAGAAAGUAAAGAAGAAAGAAACAGAGAGCAAGGAGAGCGUUGAGCACAGAAAAGCAAUCAGAUUUUGAAAAAAAAAAUAAUGGCGGUCAGCAGAGCAGAGCCAAAGCCCAGGAAAGAGAGAGGAAGCCGAGCGCCAAAGCCAUUGCCAUGUGAGUUUGUGAGAUGUGUGAGGUCUUUGUUUAGGUUCCCCAUUAAUGGAGGGAGAAACAGAAAAGAAGGAAGAGCUGCCAUGACCAACCAGACCAGAUACGGAUCUCGCGAUUUCGCUCAGAGGGGCCAGCCAGCCAGCAGACUUCUCCAUGCAGCCGAAAGUGGGCGUUGUUAACUAAUUCCCCAACACUGCCCCACGACACCAUUAAUAAUAAACUCUGUGAUCCAGAGAGAGAGAGAGAGAGAGAGUUUUAAAGUUCUCUUCUUUCCGGGCAUAGAAUAUUGCAGUUCCUUAUUACUUGGAUCCUUUGCACUCAUUGUUCAUUCAUUGUUGUAUGUGUCACUGCUCUCUCUCUCUUUCUCUCUCUGUUCUUGAGCUUAGAGCUCCUCCCUACUAGUUUUUCUCCAGAAAGCGGUGGAAAGUUGAGGUGGGUAGUCUUUUGUUGAUGAUUUGGAGAAGCUUAUGCCAGAAAUGGAGGAAGUGUUGAUAAGGCAAGGGAGAUCUCUAGCUGAGACUCCUACCUAUUCGGUGGCUUCAGUCACCACCGUCCUCGUUUUCGCCUGCUUCAUUGUUCAGAGGGCCAUUUAUCGAUUUGGAAGGUGGCUGAAAAGGACCAGAAGGAAGGCUUUGUUUGCUUCUUUAGAGAAAAUGAAAGAAGAGCUGAUGCUGCUGGGGCUUAUAUCUUUGUUGUUGGCGCAAUGGGCAAGAUGGAUAUCUGAGAUUUGUGUAAAUUCAUCUCUUUUCAGCAGUAAGUUCUUCCUUUGCGCCGAGGAAGAUAUUGCUGCUGGUGUCGCGCGCCAUCUCUUGCUUGAAGAAAGCUUCCCAUCCCACUCACCAAACCUAACACACAUUCCUCCAAAGGGAAUAAUUACCACAACAACUCAUCAGUGUGGUCAGGGUCGAGAGCCAUUCGUAUCGUUGGAAGGUCUCGAGCAACUUCAUCGAUUCUUGUUUGUUCUUGGCAUCACUCAUGUUCUAUACAGCUGCCUGGCGGUUGGUCUGGCAAUGAGCAAGAUAUACAGUUGGAGGAAAUGGGAGAAUCAACCAAACUUACCUUUGGAUGGUAGUGUUCAAGCCAAGCAGCAGAGGAUGAUGAGAAGGCAAACUACUUUCAUCUUCCAUCAUACAGCUCAUCCAUGGAGCAGGAGCAGGAUUCUCAUUUGGAUGCUAUGCUUUUGUCGACAGUUCAAGAGUUCCAUCAAGAAACCAGACUACUUGGCGUUGCGGUUGGGUUUCCUAACUAAGCAUAAGUUGCCACUUUCCUACAACUUCCACAAGUACAUGGUGCGAAGCAUGGAAGACGAGUUCCAGGGAAUAUUGGGGAUCACGCCACCUCUCUGGGGUUAUGCCAUAGUCUGCAUCUUCAUAAACAUCCACGGUUUAAAUGUUUACUUCUGGCUAUCUUUCAUCCCUGCAAUUCUUGUCAUGGUUGUGGGGACGAAGCUCCAGCACGUGGUCUCGUUGCUAGCACUCGAGGUUCUGCAACAGCAAGGGCCAUCAGCGGGGACUCAAGUCAAGCCAAGAGAUGACUUGUUUUGGUUUGGUAAACCAGUAAUUCUAUUGAGGUUGAUUCAGUUCAUCAUCUUUCAGAAUGCCUUCGAGAUGGCAACAUUCAUCUGGUCCUUGUGGGGCCUUGAACAGAGAUCCUGCUACAUGAAGAACCAUUACAUGAUCAUCAUUCGAUUAGUUUCUGGAGUUCUUGUUCAAUUCUGGUGUAGCUACAGCACAGUGCCACUCAAUGUGCUUGUCACACAGAUGGGAUCGAACUGCAGGAAAGCCUUGGUCGCCGAGAGUGUGAGAGAAUCACUCCACAGUUGGUGCAAGAGAGUGAAGGAGAGGUCAAAGCGCGACGCUGCAAUGUCAAUAGCCACGAGAUCAGUGUGUUCACUUGACACGGCCACCAUUGAUGAAGGUGACGAGGGGAUCACCGUUGCAUCCGGGACCAUCUCCAGGAGGUCGUCCUUGAACUCCUUGAAUGGGAUAACCGUGGAUCCGGCUGAUGAUGAACAAGCUGCAGCAGAAGAAGAAGGUAGUGGCACUGAUCCUGAGAACUCGAACAAUGGGCGUCGUCGAGAUGAUGAGCUUUCACUGAGGAUUGAGCAGUACUUGAAUAGCAAUAGUAUAGCAGAACCUCCCAUUAGCGAUGGUGAAUCUGAUGAAGACAAUAACGCGGCACACGGCAUUGUGGAAGAGCCGAAAGUCGAGACCCUAUUGGACUUGUUUCGGAAGGCAUAGAGACAGUGGAAGAAAACAGAAACAUCAAACAAGGCUGCCUGCCUAGCUAGCUUCCAUUGUUGGAAAUGGAAGGUGGCUUCGGAGUAGUGAUGAGGAACUAGCAGAGUUGCAUAUAAUUUAAGCAAAGACUUGUUCAUAGUAGUAUUCGUUUUGACUUGCUACCCACGCUAGGUUGCUUCUAACAUGUAGUUGCUAAAAACAUUAAUUACAUCACUGAAUUACUCUACCGUCAUAAUAAUACCACUGAAUAACUUUUCGAAAAGUUCUUUCUUAUUUGGCAAACUGAUUAAUCUAGUAUCAUUAUAAUUAUGCGUAUGAAUUUUAUGUUCUUAUGAGCGUGAGAUGAGAACCCGGAAUUUUCAUAUUGUAAAUCAGCGUUAAAAUCGCUAGAUCGAAAAAAAAAACAAGUCCUAUAACUUGCAAUUCAUCAAGACAUCAUAGAUGCUACCAAAAUGGCCAAACAUAUAUAUAUAGCUGGUAUAUAUUGUCAUCACAAAAUUAAUAAACUAGGUUAUCAUUU